Messenger RNA from Zea mays, 688 nucleotides. RefSeq names its product histone H3.2. The record is from RefSeq and is a predicted model, not a curated record. Gene Ontology annotation, molecular function: structural constituent of chromatin; protein heterodimerization activity; DNA binding. The coding region runs from base 92 to 502 and encodes 136 amino acids. Gene Ontology annotation, cellular component: nucleosome. Lineage: Eukaryota; Viridiplantae; Streptophyta; Magnoliopsida; Poales; Poaceae. The transcript has a single exon.
CCCGAAACAGAGACCCAGUAACCCGCAUCCCACAUCACUCAUCCACAGCUCGCAGCCGUAUUCCUGUCUCGAAUCCUCUCUCGCCGCUCCGAUGGCCCGCACGAAGCAAACAGCAAGGAAGUCGACCGGCGGCAAGGCCCCCCGGAAGCAGCUGGCCACUAAGGCUGCGCGCAAGUCGGCCCCGGCCACCGGCGGCGUGAAGAAGCCCCACCGCUUCCGCCCCGGCACCGUCGCGCUCCGCGAGAUCCGCAAGUACCAGAAGAGCACUGAGCUGCUCAUCCGCAAGCUCCCCUUCCAGCGCCUCGUCCGCGAGAUCGCGCAGGACUUCAAGACUGAUCUGAGGUUCCAGUCCUCCGCCGUCGCGGCGCUGCAGGAGGCCGCCGAGGCGUACCUGGUGGGGCUCUUCGAGGACACCAACCUUUGCGCCAUCCACGCCAAGCGCGUCACUAUCAUGCCCAAGGACAUCCAGCUCGCGCGGCGCAUCAGGGGCGAGAGGGCUUGAGCGCCCGUCGUGCUGCUCGUCGUUGUAGUGUUACUAGAAGUAGAUGGUGGCAUUCGUUUCGUGGCUUCCUUAUCCUGUAGGAGUAAUGUUCUAGAUGUCUUGGCUUCAGUGCAAUGGACUGUGAUUGCUCAUUUCUGAAAUUUAUCAAUGGACUUGUUCUUGCAAAGAUUUGCCGUCUGUUUUUUA